CCAGUGAGGGUUUUCCGGCUUCUGGAGGUGGACACCCUAGUGGUCACCAAUGCAGCUGGAGGACUCAACCCCAAGUUUGAAGUCGGUGAUAUCAUGCUGAUCCGUGACCAUAUCAACAUGCCUGGUUUCUCUGGCCAGAAUCCUCUGAUAGGCCCCAAUGAGGACAGGUUUGGAGUUCGUUUCCCUCCCAUGUCUGAUGCUUAUGACCGGGAUCUGAGAAAGAUCGCUCACAAAACCUGGAAACAAGUGGGGGAGAAGCGAGAACUACAGGAAGGCACCUACGUGAUGUUGGCGGGCCCUAACUUUGAGACUGUGGCAGAGUCUCGUCUCCUGCAGAAGCUGGGGGCAGAUGCUGUUGGCAUGAGCACGGUCCCCGAAGUUAUAGUAGCACGACACUGUGGCCUUCGAGUCUUUGGCUUCUCCCUCAUCACCAACAAGGUGGUCAUGAACUACGAGAGCCUGGAAAAGGCCAAUCACGAGGAAGUCCUAGCCGCGGGAAAGCAAGCUGCGCAGAAAUUGGAACAGUUCGUCUCCAUUCUUAUGUCCUGCAUCCCUCCCUCUCACACUGCCAGUUGACCAGCCGCUGCCUUGUGGAAUCCAAAUAGCUGCUGCCCACUUUGGCCCUCUUCCGGGGUCACCUGCCUUUCCCGUAAGGUCAUCGCAGAGAGGAGAGAGAGGAUCACUUCUACUUCUCCCACCAGACCCUUCUGAUGCCAGAUUCUCUUUUGCUCAGCUGUUUUCUGAAAGCCAUUUCCAUCCCUGAUCUUUCCCACACUGGAGCCCACACCUUAACACAUCUGUGUGUGUGCCCAGGAUUUGACUUGGGCCCUUGAACUUGGCACAGUGACUACUUUUUGGAGUAAUGCUCUCACAUUCCUAGGGGCUGAGUUCUGCCAUCCCCAUCGCACUGGAGACCUCACAAGAACCAGCCCAAUACCUCUUAUGACUUUUAACAUUGUGCUUGGAUAAUAAAAAGAUGGAAAAAAUGAAUAAAUAAAAAGAAAGGUGUAUCAGUUCUUCAUUUUGUACAAUGGUCAGGCUGGGAGCAUAGGCCAAGACGGGCAGGAGAGACUGAGACCACAAGUACUGUGUGACUCUCUGUUCCUCACACAAGUAGCUGAGGCCCUGUCCUGGAUAAUUGUGGCGGGCCGAGGACUGAAGGAUUUUGGAUGUUAGAACUCUCUCACAGGGGACUCCUUGGAUUGGUGAAAACAUUCAUGCAAGGUAGAGAGUAGCAUGUUCCUGGGGACAAUGGAGUAACUGCCCCAAACUCUCAUAGACCUUGCCUAGUGUGUUUCUGCAUCUGUUUCUUCUUAUGGUUAAGGGUCUCAUGAAGGAGACAGACACAAAUACAAAUGCAAAAAUAGAAAGCAUAUUGUGACAAGAACUGUAUAAGACUGGAGUUCUGGUGAAUUACCCUUGUAGGCAUGAUCACAGUGGAGGCCAAGUAGCAGUUCUCCCAGCAGUGUUGGGUGCUGGAGAUCAUUGGUAUAGCUGCCUUGUUUCAUAUGCAGCACUGCAUUAGGGGGCAAGGUGGGGGUGGGGGGAGUUCCCUCAGCCACAUGUAAGGCCCCAGGACAGGCAGGGGACCCCCCAGCCACAUGAAGGACAAGCAGGACCUCUCCAGCUGCGUGUAAGAUCACAGGACAGACAGGAGCUCCCCAAUGGGCUUGUGAAGUUGCCCUAGCUUGUACCAAGACCACUGAUGCCCCAAUAGCUCAGAGGUUUUUGUUUUGUAUUUUCCCCUGGCCAACUGGAGUUGAAUUAAGUUAAGUUGGCCUCCUGGCUAUGGGCUCUGCCAGGCUUUUUAUUUUUAAACAUUUUUACUGGCACUCAAUACACAUGUCACACAAUUCAAUAGUUCUAUCAUAUC
Molecule: messenger RNA, 1873 nt
Organism: Echinops telfairi (small Madagascar hedgehog)
Lineage: Eukaryota; Metazoa; Chordata; Mammalia; Afrosoricida; Tenrecidae
Product: purine nucleoside phosphorylase-like
Exons: 3
Biological process (GO): nucleoside metabolic process
Cellular component (GO): cytoplasm
Molecular function (GO): purine-nucleoside phosphorylase activity
Source: RefSeq, a predicted model, not a curated record